AUGGAUGAGAUCGACUGGGAUGACCGGGCAUCGGAGCGCAGCGUUGCCAGUAGCCUGGACAGCCUUGAUGAUCUCAUUGAGAGCAAGCACGUGAUCCCCAGCCGCUCAGUUGGUGAUGACAUUGCAGAAAAUGAAGAUGUUGAGCAACGGGAGUUCAAGGAGCUAACCAUCGCCAAGAGAUGGGAGAAGGUCAUGCAACUUCUCAUUAGCAAAGAACAGGUGUGGACCAAAGAGUCGCAGGACUUGGGCAGCGAGGACGGGGCAACCUUGAAGCCCUAUCUUAAAAAGGGGCUUUUGUGGAGUGACACUCGCGAGCCCAGCGAGCCCACCAUGCUUCACCUUCUCGCAAAAGAUUUCAAUUCAGGCGGUUUCACAAUCCUCAAUGACAGUACACAACUCGAAAUUUUCACUUAUCUCAUGGACAAUCUGGUGACAGAGGCUGCCCAAGCCGCAGGCGAAAAUGCCGGGGAAUCACCGGUCUUGAGGCGAGCCAUGGUGUGGGAGAACAAGGACUUUCUUCGAUACGUUACCGAGAACUUCAAAGACAGACUUGCACUCCUAAUCGACACGAAGGGAAAAGAUGGCAUGAACUGUCUGCACUAUGCAUUCCAAACAUUGCUCAUGGAACUAGUGUCAGCGGACAGGAAAAGCAACAACAACCAGACCCCAACAAACAACACGCCAACAUCAGUCAAUAUUGAGGAAACUCUGCAAAUCUUGGACUCUCUUGUUAAGGCUGCCACGCCAGAGUCUAUUGCCGCAAAAGACAGCAAAGGCAAUACUCCUAUCCAUCACGCUGUCCACUAUUGGCUAUGCCGUUAUCUGCCUUCAAGAUAUCGACAAUAUUCCGGAAUCGUGGAGCAGUUGGUAGACAAGGGUGAUGCUUUACUGAAUACGACGCUCAAAGAGAACCAGUUCAACAGCGAUGGAAUGUCUCCAUACAGAUACCAUUUGGAGACGAAGAAGACCCUCCUGAACAGGGCAAAGCAACGUGGCCCAGCGGCCAACAACGUUGCACAGACGGGUACCAAGUCUAGAUUGUCAGAUGCUCAAGAGGCCAAGAUUCCCAAGGCCAGGAAGGUUGGAGAACGUGGAACAGAAGACAAGCUUGCUCCAGAACAAGAUUCCAAGGAUCUGACAGACAAGCGUCACUCUGAUAAGACACUGGCAGAUGGGCGGACAGGUAUCGACAGUGGCAGGAAGGACAAGAACGACAAAGCCACAGCAGUUGAUACCAUGCUUUUGCAUGCAUCUGGCCACCGGGCCACGCGGAGCUCCACAGUACGACGAGACGAUGCAGGGGCCGUCCAUCCUCUACACGUUGAUGACAUGGAGGCGCCAUCUCAUUCUGACGCUGCUAUCGAGAAAUGCCUCGUAGGAGAAGAUUCUACGUCCUCCAAUGCAGUUGGAAAGGGCAAUCGCAGAAUUCACGUCGAACUCUGGAACUGGAAAAAGCCGGACAUGAGCGUUGAUGUCAUCAAGUUCGCGGCACCUGACGUUGUGCAGAUCAACCUAUAUUGGACUGGCAAUCACGUGGUGUUACGAGGCUGGGCAAGUCCCGAGGGCAUCCCGAGUUUGUAUGUGGCCAAGAAAAGGCUACGCAAAGUACUCCUCUACGUGUCUCCGGGCAUUGAGACCCUCAGACGAACAGGGCAGCUGGUCAACGACUUUGUGACCAAAAUCGAAGAACGCACCAACAAGGAAGUUCAAAUUGAGACGAAGAAAUGGAAACCAAGCACCAUGGCUGGUUCUGCUGCGGAGGCACAGCUCAGCUUCGGGGCUGGGCUGCCAUUGGAUGAACCUCGACACGACUGGAUCAGUGUGAUGGAGAAGUUCCGGAGGGCUAUGUUCUCUAUUCAUGGAUUCCUGCCAGAUGGAGCGAAGCCUCAGCGGGUUAAGGUCGCGCUCAUAGAUGACGGUGUUGAUCGCACCAAUUUAGUGCCAUACAGAGAUGGGCGCACCGGCAAGGACCGUGUCGAAGUCACCGGACUAAGCUACUGGACAUCGAAAGACCGAAACUUACUCGGGUGGCCGUGGCAUCAAUCGACUCACGGCCACGGCACCAUCAUGGCCAACAUGAUCGCACGCGUAAACCCGUGGGUAUCUUUGAUGGUCAUGCGCAUCCAAGAUGAGGGCGAUAGGAGCAGUCCUACCGCCGGGUCGAUUCGAAUACAUGCAAAGAGCGCAGCAAAGGCAAUCGAAGAUGCCAUCAUACGCGAAGCUGAUAUCAUCUCCAUGUCAUGGACUAUCAGGACAAUGGUGUCUCCAAAUUCGGGAAACAUAAAGGAGGAUGCCUCUGUCACGGCACUCAGGGCCGCGCUUAACAAGGCCACUGAAAAGGGCAUCCUCAUGUUCUGUUCAGCAUCCGAUAAUCUCCAGCAAUCAAGUGCAGACUCGCUGCCAUUCAGCCAGAACACCAAGUACAUCUUCCGCAUCGGCGCUGCAGGCCUGACCGGACAACGCGACGGUGCCACCGAGGAGCAUGAGACGAUCAGCUGGUUCUUGCCGGGGAAAAAGGUCGCGGAAGACUUCAAUCCACGCGAGGCUCAAAUUCUCCAAUACCACGAUGGAUCGUCUGUCGCGACAGCUUUAGCAGCCGGGUUGGCAUCAUUGGUGAUAUACAUCAGUGUCAUCAUGCAAGAGCUCAACACGGGGAACGCCGAGACCUUCGCCACUUACGCAAAGUUGCUUCGGGAAAGAGACAACAUGAACAAGGCAUUCACCAACAUGACAAACAAUAUCCCACCGUCCGCACCGGACUGUGUCUAUGAAAUUUGCUUCCUGAUUAGGCGCGGCGAGCAGGGGGGGUCCAUGCGUGGUCCAGUUCGAGACGGCUACCUCAAGCUGAGGCGACCCCUUCUGUCCCUCAACGCCACUCCUAGUCCCGACUUGACCUUGGCCAUGUCUUCUAAGGGCGCAAAGGGUCGGGUCGCCAGCGGCAGGGGCUUCGGGAGCCCAGCACCCUCGGGCUUCGGUGGAUUCUCAUCGCAGUCCACCAGUAGCGGCAGCCUCUCCUACCUUUCCGAAGACCCCGACUUGUCCUUCUUGUCCGACCCAAACAUCGUCGUCUCGUUCAAGAACCUGCUCAAGAAGGACAACACUACGAAGUCGAAAGCACUUGCAGACCUCAUCCAGUACACUCAGGCGCAUCCCAGUGAGACGGAUGGCGGCGUGGAGGAGGCGGUUCUGGAAGCCUGGGUCCGGCUCUACCCUCGCAUGUCUACCGACAACGACCGCCGGGUCCGCGAGCUGUCGCACGCACUCCAGUUCGAGCUGCUGAAGUCCGCGCGGAAACGAAUGGAAAGAAACUUGCCCAAGGUCGCUGGGUCCUGGCUGGCCGGCACUUACGACAAAGACAAGGCUGUCGCACGAUCUGCGACCGAGGGUAUCUCCACAUUCUUGAACACGGAAGACAAAAUGACCCUUUUCUGGAAGAAGUGCCAGGCGCAGAUUCUCCAAUAUGCGACCGACGCCAUCACAGAGACCCCUGACACUCUGAGCGACGAGCGCUCCACGAAACCAGAAGAUGCAGAGGCCAAAUACUACCGUGUGAUUGCUGCAAGCUUUUCUCUAGUUCUCGGUCUCCUUGGGAGGCUAUCAGGCUCAGACAUAGAGAAGCAUGGCCCAGAGUAUGAGGUCUUCUUCACGUCCGGCCCGGGAGAUAGCGCCUGGACCUUUGCAGCAGCCGACGAUGCCCACGUCAGGAGGACCGUCUACCAGUUGCUACAGCUCUGCGUCGAGAGCCAUUGGGAACUGAUCCAACCACAUGUGUCGCGCAUUGGCAAGAUAUUGACGUCAGACGCCCUCAAAAAGUCCCAGACGGGCUCUGCGGCCGACUUUGUCACGGCUUUGACGACCAUGACCCGCAAAGACAAGGAGUUUUGGGGCACGAAAAAGUCACCGCUUGCCAGGCUACGGAGCUUCGUUGAAAAAGGAUCUCAGGGUGGCCCGCCACGGUUCUGGCAAGCUUUGGAUGAGCUCUUGGCGGCACUUCCAACACAGUCUCUCCAAUCCGAGGAUCUUGCAAAUUUCUUGAAGUCCUUAAGAAUUGGCAUCAGUAGAAGAGACGAGGCGAGAACCAGCGCUCCAUAUGCCUGGAUGGCUUAUCUCAAUGCCGUAUCUCGCUCCCUCCCUCGAAUUGACUCGGGCGCCCGAAGCGACAUUAUCAGAGAGCAUGUUUUCCCAUUGACUGAUCAUUAUCUGUUCUCACCGGAGCGACAAGAGGGAUGGUCAGUGGGCGGCGAGAUUGCCAUUAUAUCUCAAGCCUACAGAGUUGCAGGGCUGUCUCGUGAUCCUUCGAUCUCACAGUCUCUCGGCUCUGAAUGGGAUAGAUUGGCUGAGGUAUUGGUAGCCCGGAUCUCAAACUCCCUUCCUGAAGUUUCGAAGGAGUUCGAGGCAUCCCAGAAGAAGAUUGCGGAAGACGGAACUCGAUGGUUCUCGGUCGUCAGUACUAUUCAAAGAGAUAUCACAGCCGUACCAAAACGAAAUGCGAGCGAUGAGAUUCCUGACCGCACCCAAGCCGCCUCCCAGACGGUCAUCCGAAAUGCGGCAGAUCUUCUAAGGCGAAGAAACUACAAACCCUUCGGCGCAGCUGCAAUACUGCAAUCAGCCAUCAAGCUGACACCACACCUCUUCAGCACCAACGAUACGCCCUACCUGGAGUCUUUGCUUCCAACAGAGUCUGAUGAAGAUAUGCAGACGAUGCUGUCUUCGCCAUCAGCCCCAUCCAUUCUCUCUUGUCUCGUUCCUCUGGGCCAGCAGAACCCGGACCGAUACAGGUCAUUGUGGACAGCGACUACCGGAUGUGUUCUGAAGAUGAAUGAUCAAGCAAAGGCUGAUAAUCACGUCACACUUCUAAUUUCAGAUAUUUUAGCAACGCCCUUGGCGCAGGAAAACGUUGGAUUACAAGACUACAUCAAGAGCCGGGUUUUGGCAAGCGUGCGCAAUGAGGGCCACUCAUGGUCACUUUUCAAGUCAGCUUUACAGUAUGACGCCCUCUCAAAGUCAAGCCUGCAGGAUUUGUGCUCGCAACUUGUAGAGGCACUCAGCUCGGAAAACGAGUCUAGUAUCACGGCCAUGGAGAUCAUUGCGAAGAACAGGCCGACGUCGUUAUCGGAAAACGAGGCUCUGCAUCUUACCCUUGUCACAAAACUCCUCUCCAUGAUGGAGAUCACGGACUCAACUGUCUCUUCACGAGCCACUCAGCUCCGAUCAAUCCUGGAGGGACAUGUUGAUGCCCAGCCGUCUAUUUUGAGUAUUAUCCAGGACAAUUUGGAACAACCUGGACCUGACUCCCUGGGAAUCGACACACUGGUGCAGCAGGCGAGGUCUAUAUCAAAAAGCGACGAGGUAGAUUUGGAGCAACUGUUUCCGAAUACGAACAUCUGGAUGCAGGAGCUUCUCAAAUUACUUCAAUUCGCGCUCAGUCCUUCGCUGUCGAUGACAAGCAAUGUUCUUGGGGCCUACUUCCUCCCUCAAGCCACCGACAACAAGUCCAGGCCACGAGUCCAGCGUGACCAAAUGGGGCUAUCCAUCCCAGCUCGGAUGGCCAUGUAUACAGUGGCGCUGGUCGAGAGUGGCACAGAACUCGGCGCGCUUGCCCAGAAAUUCCAAGCAGAGCUGUUGUAUCUACUUUACCUCGUCGCGGAGGUGACAUCUGAUCAGAUCACCCUCAUGGAUGAGAACGUCUUGUUUGGUUCCCUCAGAGACCCAACUCUCCUGAAAGACGUUGAAGGUUUUGUUACCACCACGAGGAAAAUGAUCAACAACAUCUUCACCGAGUCCACACAUUGGCGGCCCGGAGGAACCGAAACGGGCCUGCGUGAUGAGCUGAUUGAUUUAAUGAUACAACAGUCUAAGGAGCUCACACCGAUCGCUCUAUAUAGUGCACGGGCGUUGAGCGAGAUACUCGCAGCUUUCUCGGACGCUCUUGGCCAGAAGGCUGUUGUGGAGGAAUGGUUGGCCGCAAUCGACGUGAUGAAGGCGACCCCAUCAACAGUUUUGCCAGCUAUUGCACUCCUGACAGGAUACGGUGAGGCGCUUGCAAACUCCAAGCUCGUCUCGAAUCUUCUCAACCGGCUUAUGAGCGACAUUGCAGGUGCUUCACCGCAAUCGGACAAGACCAUCCUCAGUCUGGUUCUGCUGAACGCUUGUAUGCCAAUUUAUGAACUUGGCCAGCUUCCCGUCGCGAACAACCGACUCGUGUUUGCGGUGAAGCAGAUUACCUCCUGGGCUGGACAGCCAAUUGAGGAUCUCAGUGUGGGCAUAGUCACAGAAAGCUGCCGAGCAUUGCAGCGACUGUUGCCAUGUAUCCGUGAAGUCUACGGUCCCUAUUGGGAGCAGGCGAUUGAGUUCUGUCUUGCCUUGUGGAAACACGCUGGCAGGGGCAACCUCGAGCAGCACUUGCCAUAUAUCCAAGCGUCCGUCAAGCUCAUGUCCGGUCUCGUGGCGAUCGAAGAUCCCAACGAUGACCUUGUCGAAGCUCUUGACACCCACGCGGAGUCACGAAAUCAUGCUCUUUUGGAACUGUUGAAACUCCCCAGGGCUGAGAAUACCUCGCAACCACAAGCAAUGGUUGAUGCACUUCUCUGUCGUGAAGCCGAAAAGGUUCCGUUGGAUCAUCUCAAAGAUCUGUCCGAAGUCUACGGCUUGGUGGCAUCUGAAUCGCGAGACAUACAAUCAGCUGGCUUCAAUCUACUCCACAGGGCACUUCCAGUUGUCCAGAAAGAGCUCUCACUGGACGUCCUCUUCGAGAAGAAGCAAGCCAAGCUCCCUGAUGAGCUCAUGUCCCUCCUCCUCGAUGCACCCACGCUCGAGGCCUACCCGGAGGAGAUUCUGAUCCAAUUCCCUACGGCCAUCAGGUCUUAUCUGCUCUCCUGGAAGCUCAUCUUCGACGCUUAUCAAGGCGCUGCGCACAAGUUGCGGGAAGAUUACACGGAGCAGCUCAAGACCUUGGGAGCGAUCAACCCACUUAUGGAAUUCACUGUUGAUGUACUGGGCCACUCAGCUGCUCACGCCAUCAAUCUGGACAAAAUAGGCUUCACAGCUGAGGAUAUCCAAGACUACGACGUCAGGGUGGGCGACUCAUUGCCGGAUGAGAAGAACAUGCAGUGGCUUCUUGUUCACCUGUUCUACCUGUCGCUAAAGUACGUUCCGGGGCUAUUCAAGUCGUGGUUCAUCGACUGCCGGUCCAGGCAGACCAAGAACGCCGUCGAGCCCUGGACUGAAAGGUGGUUCUCACCCAUCCUCAUCCGCGACGUCAUGCAAGAGGUGGAGACGUGGUCCAAGUCGCAGGUGGCCGACCCGGACGAGCACGAGUUCGUCAUCAAGGUGAACCAGAAGGCGCGGGAGAUCACGGCGGCGUACCCGAUCGACGACGGCGACGAGGAGCAGUCUGCGUCGCUGCUCCUGCAGAUCAGCGCCAACUUCCCGAUCGGCAACGUCAACGUGGUGGGGCUCAACCGCGUGGCGUGCAACGAGCGCACGUGGCAGUCGUGGGUGCGCACCACGCAGGGCAUCAUCAUCAUCUCCAACGGCAGCAUCGUCGAGGGCCUCGGGGCGUUCCGGCGCAACGUGGUGGGCGCGCUCAAGGGCAACGUCGAGUGCGCCAUCUGCUACAGCUACAUCUCGGUCGACAAGCGCAUGCCCGACAAGCGGUGCGCCACCUGCAAGAACCUGUUCCACCGCGACUGCCUGUACAAGUGGCUCGAGUCGGCCAACCAGAACACGUGCCCGCUCUGCCGGACGAGGAUGGACUUUGUGGACAAGAAAAAGCCCCGGAGGAACGUGUGA
Messenger RNA from Diaporthe citri, 7791 nucleotides. RefSeq lists its product as uncharacterized. The record is from RefSeq and is a predicted model, not a curated record. Gene Ontology annotation, biological process: ribosome-associated ubiquitin-dependent protein catabolic process; rescue of stalled cytosolic ribosome. Gene Ontology annotation, cellular component: RQC complex; cytosol. Bases 1 to 7791 code for a protein of 2596 amino acids. Gene Ontology annotation, molecular function: ubiquitin protein ligase activity; serine-type endopeptidase activity; ribosomal large subunit binding. NCBI's taxonomy places the organism in Eukaryota, Fungi, Ascomycota, Sordariomycetes, Diaporthales, Diaporthaceae. The transcript has 8 exons.